AUGUCUAUGAUAUCUCAAAGUGUUGAGCUCUAAAAAAACAGACCCAAGCAAUUAGACAUGUCUUCCCUAUAUAGCGAAGAAAAUAAAUCUUCUCAUGUUAUCAAUCACGUAAUUAACUAUUAUACUCAGUUAGAGAAUACAUCAAAGAUCAUUUCACCACUUUAUUCUAUGUCAAAUUCAUUGCUCAAGGAACCUACAAAGUAUGAAUGUCCGAAUCAUUAAUAAAUGAAAGCAAUGACUUUGUCCAAAUACUUAUAUGGACAUCCUCCUAAGUUGGAUAAUAUAAUGAAUAUCAAUGGAUUUGAACCAAAACUGUAAUUGGAGAUGGUCAAACCAGUUAUCGAUACAAACAUUAUAUAAACUAUUUAAACAAUUUCUGAAGAAGAUCUUUAAACGAUAAAUUUAGAUUAAAUUAAUAUACAGCUCACUGAAAUUGAAUAAACCCUGUAAUAAACUGAUUUUCAUAAAGUAUUAGCGACUUUAACUAAUAUUUUUGAAAAAUUGUCCGAGUCCAUUAAUUAUAAUUUAGAAAACGAAUUGCCUUAUCAAAAACAUAUUGUUUAUUAACUUAGAAUCUCUGUGUUGUUAUCUAAAAUCUACAAAUGCAUGGGAGAUUACAAGAAUUCCAUAAUGUGGUUAUAGAGAAUUCGAGAAAACUACAGAGUAUUUGAUCCUAGCUUAGCGGGUAAGUUGAUGCUCGAGUUAUCAAAAUUAUAUUUCCUCAAUCUCCAAAUCAGGGAAUCUUAAGGAAUCUUGCAUGAAGCAUUAUUGCACUUUGAAAAAAUCUAAUGGAAGGCUGACAUUGCAAAAACUCUGCUUCUGUAAGCUCGUAUGUGUGCUUGGAUGAGUAUAAUAAUUUCGGUAUUACUAGACAACUUUGAUUUGGCCACAAAGUUAGUUUACGGUGCAAUUUCACUUCUAAGAGAAGCCUACAUUAAUGAUGACACCAAAUUAGACUAAGCCUACUUUAUCUUGGCAGAAUGUCAUUAUGUAUCUAAAAAGUAUGAUACAGCCAAAGAGUUCUUAGUUAAAGUUAUCUAGUUGAAUUUGCAAGCUGGAAAAUAAGAGGAUCAUGUUGAAUUCCUUGAAAUCUAUAAUUUAUUAGGACUAAUUCACGUUUAGAUAUUUGAUCUUAAGACUUCUUACUUUUACUUUUGUCAAGCUUAUAAAUGCAUUAACUCCAAUAGCAUAUAAAAAGGACAGAUUUUAAACAAUAUCUCUUUAAUUUAAAAAUUUUUCGGUUAAUUAGAAUUAGCAGAUAGAUGCUAAAAGGCAGCAACAGAAAUUUAUGCUUAAUUUUUAUAGGAAAAUCAUUAAAUUUUCAAGAGAUUACUGCUUAAUUCAAUUAUUGAGUCUUAACAAUGA
Paramecium tetraurelia is the source of this 1365-nucleotide messenger RNA. RefSeq lists its product as uncharacterized. Gene Ontology annotation, molecular function: protein binding. Lineage: Eukaryota; Ciliophora; Oligohymenophorea; Peniculida; Parameciidae. The record is from RefSeq and is a predicted model, not a curated record. The transcript is spliced from 2 exons.